AUGAUGAUUAACGAAAACUCUGGUCUUUUGGAGGUAUACAGAAUCGAAAAUACGGGUACCCAUACCAGAAUGCACAGUAUCCCAGUUGGCGUUCGUCCAGACAUGAUUAUGCCUACUUCAGAUUGCCGAACUGUUGUUUUCGCCGUUGAAGGCAAUGCGUACAACAACGGUUCCCAUUUUAUCGAUCCAGAGGGCGCUAUAGGUAUAAUUCGAUUUCCUCAUGCCGACGGGAUAGCGGGAUCAUACCAAUAUACACAACUCGACUUCAGAAAGUUUAAUGACGCUUGGCAGGACCUUGUAUCUCGUGGAGCCCGGUUUAUCUACAGAGAGAACAACAACAAGUUCUCCAAUGAUGUGGAACCGGAGUAUAUCACAUUUAACACGGAUGAGAGCAUCGCAUACGUAUCAUUACAGGAGAACAAUGCUGUUGCCGAGGUAGACUUGAUCACACUAAAUAUUACAGCCAUCCACCCGCUAGGUUUCAAAAACUGGACAGAAUCCAAACUCGACGUCAGCGAUAAAGACAAAGGUAUAAAUAUUCGGCAGUGGCCGGUGAUGGGUAUGUACCAACCUGACGUCAUCAAAUUUGUUACCAUUGGCGACAAGUCCUACCUCCUCACAGCUAACGAGGGUGCUACAAAGGACUACUCUGAUAUUGAAGGAUCAGGAGGCUUUAAUGAGGCGUCGAGGGUGGAGGACUUAACCAUAGAUGAUCCUUAUCACGAAACUGCGCAUGUUCCAUUUUGGGCGAGCCAGAACGGAUUUUUUUGGAAUCUUCAAACCGAGAAAAAUCUAGGACGGUUGGUGGUCAGUAACUUAGAGGGCAAGCAUGACAAUGUUUAUGACGACCUCUUCACAUUUGGCGGCAGGAGUAUAUCGUUAUAUGACACCAGCACUUUUACCCAAGUGUACGACAGCGGAAGUGACGUAGAGGAAAAAAUAGCACAAUAUCAACCGGAUCUGUUCAAUGCCAAUGGGAAACCUGAAUCGUCGAUUGUUUCUAAAACUAAAGAUGCGCGGUCUGAUGCAAGGGGUCCAGAAGUUGAAUGUCUAGCUGUUGCUAAAGAUGGUGACUCCACAGUGAUCUUCGUCGGAAUAGAAAGACCAGGCCUCAUCGCCAUCUACUCUAUCCCAGGUUCCGACGUGAACGCCAUCAAGUUUGAGAGCCUUUGGAGUGGAAUACCGAAAACAAAUGAAACAUAUCAGAGUCUCUAUAAUCAGCGUGUCAUCAGCGAUGUUGGUCUUGACGAUCUCAGAUACAUUCCUGCUAACGAGAGCCCCAACAACAAGCCACUGUUACUGAGUACAGCGUCCACUUCUGGUACAGUCUCCAUAUUUGAGAUAAAAGGUUUGACAGGACCUAUCGGCAGCGGCAAUGUGCGUUAA
Messenger RNA from Ylistrum balloti, 1386 nucleotides. Its product is annotated as mesenchyme-specific cell surface glycoprotein-like. Lineage: Eukaryota; Metazoa; Mollusca; Bivalvia; Pectinida; Pectinidae. The record is from RefSeq and is a predicted model, not a curated record. The transcript has 9 exons. The coding region runs from base 1 to 1386 and encodes 461 amino acids.